Molecule: messenger RNA, 1662 nt
Organism: Engraulis encrasicolus (European anchovy)
Lineage: Eukaryota; Metazoa; Chordata; Actinopteri; Clupeiformes; Engraulidae
Gene: cpne4b
Product: copine IVb
Exons: 16
Coding region: 1-1662 (553 amino acids)
Biological process (GO): cellular response to calcium ion
Cellular component (GO): plasma membrane
Molecular function (GO): calcium-dependent phospholipid binding
Source: RefSeq, a predicted model, not a curated record
AUGAGUAACAUCUACGAGUCUGCGGCCACUACGCUGGACUUCUUCAACACGCCGUGCCUGACCAAGGUGGAGCUGAGGGUGGCGUGUAAGGGCAUCUCGGACCGGGACGCGCUCUCCAAACCAGACCCGUGUGUGGUGCUCAAGAUGCAGUCACACGGACAAUGGUUCGAGGUGGAUCGCACGGAGGUGAUACGCAGCAGCAGUAGCCCGGUCUUCUCGAAGGUGUUCACGGUGGACUUCUACUUUGAGGAGGUGCAGCGGCUUCGCUUUGAGCUGCACGACAUCAGCAGCCACAACGGCCUGAAGGACGCAGACUUCCUAGGAGCCAUGGAGUGCACACUAGGACAGAUCGUCUCCCAGAGAAAGCUCUCCAAAGCUCUACUGAAGCAGGGAAACACAGCCGGCAAAUCCUCCAUCACGGUCACAGCAGAGGAGCUGUCUGGUAACAACGACUAUGUAGAGCUAGCUUUCAGCGCACGGAAACUAGACGACAAGGACUUCUUCAGUAAAUCGGACCCCUUCCUGGAGAUCUUCAGAAUAAAUGACGACGGCUCCGGAUCACUGGUGCAUAGAACUGAGACCAUCAUGAAUAACUUGAGUCCUGUCUGGAAGUCCUUUAAAGUCUCCUUAAACACACUCUGCAGCGGGGAUGAGGAACGACAACUGAAGUGUACGGUGUAUGACUGGGACUCCAAUGGGAAGCACGACUUCAUAGGAGAGUUCCAGACCACUUACAGGGAGAUGAAGGGAGGCGUGGACGGAAAACAGCUCAUGUGGGACUGCAUCAACCCAAAGUACCAGAUGAAGAAGAAGAACUACAGGAACUCAGGCACCGUCACCCUCUAUCAGUUCAAGAUCAUCAAGAUGCAUUCCUUCCUGGACUACAUCAUGGGAGGCUGCCAGAUCCAGUUCACCGUUGCCAUUGACUUCACGGCGUCCAAUGGGGAUCCUCGAAACAGCUGUUCCCUCCACUACAUCCACCCCUACCAGCCCAAUGAGUACCUCAAGGCACUAGUGGCCGUAGGAGAGAUAUGCCAAGACUACGACAGUGAUAAGAUGUUUCCAGCGUUUGGCUUCGGAGCCCAGAUACCGCCUGACUUCAAGGUGUCACACGAUUUUGCGGUGAACUUUGACGAGGACAACCCCGAAUGCGCAGGUAUUCAGGGUGUGCUGGAGGCGUAUCAGAACUGUCUGCCAAAGAUCCAGCUGUACGGGCCCACCAACAUCGCCCCCAUCAUCAUGAAGGUAGCCAAUGCCGCGUCAGAAGAGAUGCACACACAGGAGGCUAUGGAGUACUUCAUUCUCCUCAUCCUGACGGACGGCGUGAUCACGGACAUGGCGGACACGCGCGAGGCCAUCGUGCACGCGUCGCACCUGCCCAUGUCGGUGAUCAUCGUGGGCAUCGGGAACGCCGACUUCAGCGACAUGCAGAUGCUGGACGGGGACGACGGCAUCCUGCGAUCGCCCAAAGGAGAGCCCGUGCUGCGGGACAUCGUGCAAUUCGUACCCUUCCACAACUUCAAACACGCGUCUCCUGCUGCGCUGGCUAAGAGUGUGUUGGCGGAGGUCCCCAACCAGGUGGUGGACUACUACAACAGCAAGGCCAUUCGGCCCAAAGGCUUCACCGACUACAACGAGUCUUCCAGAGCCUUCAGCCCCUGA